This is a messenger RNA of Pleurotus ostreatus (oyster mushroom), 720 nucleotides long. RefSeq lists its product as uncharacterized. Lineage: Eukaryota; Fungi; Basidiomycota; Agaricomycetes; Agaricales; Pleurotaceae. The transcript has 6 exons. Bases 1 to 720 code for a protein of 239 amino acids. The record is from RefSeq and is a predicted model, not a curated record.
AUGACCAUCGACUUUAUCUCCUCCUUCGGUGGCCUGGACGAGCUCGUGCAGAUCAUAUACCAGGGCGCGCACCGCUUCGUGCUGCUCUCGACUGUCGACGACGAGAAAUGGACACUCCAUCUCGGCAUGUCUGGCCCCGAGGGGCGGUGGUGGCGCGGGAUAUGGGCUCAAGACGAUAUCCUCAGCCUCGUCGGAUCUAACCCAUCUGCCAUACUACUCGAUACAUUUGCAGAGAAGCUGGCAGACACGUUCACCAGCGGCGAUCUAUUCAUCUCGGGCUGGAAUCCAACGGAACGAGACGCCGAGAUCAAGGCAAAGGCCGCAUCACAUGCAACGGACGUGUUUCUCGAGAUCGCCCUGCAAGCAAAAUCCCGGAACCACCGGUUGAAUGCCCCUGCGUACUCCGCCACGUCGGCACGGGCGAUAUCGCCGCCAAGGCAUGCCUCCUCGAGGGACGUCGACUAUUCGACACCCUCUUCGCCUCCUGUUUCAUCCCCUAAGCUCGCUUCAUCGAAACCAGCGGUUCCACCUAACAAGGUUAGUACUAGCCAGAAGCACGCAUCUUCCUCGACGCCGGCGGACCCACCCACCAAGAAGCUAGCUACAUCCACGAAACCCCCCGCGCCAAAACGCCCAAUCAAAGGUGCUUCCCUCGCUAAUCCGAGUAAGAAGGCGAGGAAGUAUCAGGCACUCGAGUUCGCGAGCGAUGACGACGAAUGA